Messenger RNA from Phoenix dactylifera (date palm), 513 nucleotides. NCBI's taxonomy places the organism in Eukaryota, Viridiplantae, Streptophyta, Magnoliopsida, Arecales, Arecaceae. The record is from RefSeq and is a predicted model, not a curated record.
AUGGAGACACCUCCCGAAUACUCACCGGCGCUUCUCCGCCGUCUCCUCCUUCUCCUCCUCGUCGCCUCUUCGCCGUCGAUCUCGUCAGCGACGGUCGUGAUCAAAGACGAAGACCCGUUGGCCACCACCCCGCCUCCCCCAGACGGGGUGGCCUGCACCGUAUGCGCCGCCUGUGACAACCCCUGCCAGCCCCUCCCCUCCUCCCCUCCUCCUCCGCCGCCGUCGCUGCCGCCGCCGGAACCCUCCACCGAGUGCCCUCCACCGCCUUCCCCUCCGGCCGAUGUCUACUACUACUCCCCUCCACCGCCGUCGCAGCCAGAUGUGGAAGCCUCUCCUCCUCCUCCCUCCUCCGCCGGGAGCAACUGCCCUCCACCGCCGCCCAAUCCUCUAGUUCCCUGCUUCUAUUGUUACUCCCCCUCGUCAUUCCCUUCUGGGUCCCACCAGGUGGGGCCUCUCGCUCUCGUCUCUUCUCUUCUUCUCUCCUUCCUCUUCUCCCUUUGUCUUCUGUUGUAG